Miscanthus lutarioriparius is the source of this 1719-nucleotide messenger RNA. The record is from the annotation of a GenBank genome assembly. Lineage: Eukaryota; Viridiplantae; Streptophyta; Magnoliopsida; Poales; Poaceae.
AUGGUCGCGUCGUCGUCGUCCACAGCGUCAUCAUCCUCGUCGUCGUCCUCGCCCUGCAGCUGCAGCACCGUCACAUCCGGCGCGCACCGCCGCCGCCUGACGGACGCGGCCGCCGCAGCCGACUACUUCGUCCCGUGCGACAACAACGACGGCCGCGGCGGCCACGGCGCCGGCGCCGGCGCGGCGCGGGUGAAGGCUCUGUUCUUCGCCCGGAGGGCCAGCGGCGGCAAGCGGGUGCCCGUGGUCGACCAGGCCUGGGUGCGAAACGCGGUGGCGUGCCUGCUCGGCGUCGCCGUCGUCAUCGGCCUCGUCAUGAGCUCGCGCCGAGGCGCCGUCGGCGCCGGAGGGAGGCUCGUUCGCAGGGUGGACGCCGAGGUGCUGGGCUGGAGGGAGGAGAACCUCACCGCCGUAGCUCGCCGCCCGCCCGACCCGCCGAUGACCCAGAUAUGGAUGAAACCAGAUAGCGAGGGUUACACAAAAUGCAUUGAACGCCCAAAAAAUCGUUACAGAACCAACAGUACAACUACUGGCUAUAUAAUUGCUGAAGCCAAUGGUGGACUUAACCAAAUGAGACUGGGAAUAAGUGAUAUGGUUGCGGUUGCUAAGCUCAUGAAUGCCACCCUAGAAAUCCCUACCCUGGACCAUAAAUCAUUCUGGACUGAUCCAAGUGAUUUCAAAGAUAUAUUUGAUGUGCAACACUUCAAGGAAACUUUAGAAGAUGACAUCAUGAUUGUGGAUUCCUUGCCGCCAGAUUUCAAAAGAUUGAAACCCUAUAUUAGAGCACCCAAAUCCUGGGCCAGGGCUUCUUAUUACAGAGCUUUCACAAGGACACUGAAGAAGGCCAAAGUUGUGAAAUUCACACAUACAGAUUCACGUAUUGUCAACAAUGGUCUCCCACCUUCUAUCCAAAGACUCCGAUGCCGUGCAAAUUACGAGGCACUAAGAUACAAUCAAGAAAUUGAAGAGCUAGGUAAUACUCUAGUUGAUAGACUGAGGAAUGGAUCCAACCAUUAUAUCGCACUUCACUUAAGGUAUGAGAAGGACAUGCUCUCAUUCACUGGCUGCAGCCACAACCUAACAUAUCAAGAGGCAGAGGAACUGAGGGAAAUGCGACUCAAGGUGCAGCAUUGGAAAGAGAAGGAAAUCAACAGUAAGGAGAGGCGACUCCAAGGAGGCUGCCCUAUGACUCCUCGUGAAGCAGCUCUUUUCCUGAAAGCUAUGGGUUAUCCUUCCAGCACAAAGAUCUACAUUGUAUCAGGUGAAAUAUAUGGUGUACAUAGCAUGGAUGCAUUUAAGGUCGAAUAUCCAAAUGUCUACACACAUUAUAGUCUGGCAACAGCAAAUGAAUUAGAGUCUCUCAAGCUGUACCAAAAUAGAUUAGCUGCUGUAGACUACAAUGUAGCCCUCCAGAGUGAUGUUUUUGUGUAUACAUAUGAUGGAAAUAUGGCUAAAGCAGUUCAGGGCCAUAGAAGAUAUGAAGGAUUCCGAAAAACCAUUAACCCUGACAGGCACAAGCUUGUCGAGCUCAUUGACAAGCUUGAUGAAGGGACAAUAAAUUGGACAGAGUUCGCAAGUGAAGUGAAGAUGCAUCAUGAAAACAGGGUUGGAGGUCCACAUCAGAGGUUGUCUGGUCGAAGUCCAAGGCAUGAGGAGUAUUUUUAUGCAAAUCCACUUCCAGGGUGCUUGUGCAAAAGAAACACACAGGAUCAAGUGGCAUGA